AGCAAGGAGAUAAAUUCAGGACUCAGUGUACAGAUUAGUGGCAGAGUCCAAUUGGAGUUUUUUCGUGAGAAAAAAGCUAGCGAAGACAGACAAAUGUGGUGGUUAGAAACUAAAAUAUUUGCUUUUUCUUUUCUCUUUCUGCUGAGGCGCGCUCGAAUGUUGAGGCUCCCCCAGCAGCAGAAAAAUCCCGCUGAGUUUCCCCGGCGACCUUGCAGGGGGUCUGCGGAGAGACGACGGCUUCAUCCGCACGCUUAAUCGAACGACCACGAAGCAAUCAGAAUUUGAAAAAAAGGCUAUAAAAAUAUUAAUAAACCAUUAAUCCAGAAUAAUAACUCCGUCAAUCCUUUUCAGAACCUUCUUUUAUCCCCAGGUUACUCAGUUGUCGAUUGCUCUUCCUCUUUGUCACACCUCACUACUGCCUUCUGCCUGGUUCCUGGCCCUGGACGAGCCCGCAUUGUUUCGAGAACUUGGUCCGUUCGGAAAUCUUACGAUAAUACAAGCAGCUUAUCUUACUUGAGCUACGCCGCUUUCCACCACUUACACCACCAAUUCGACUAGUUGGGAUAUUUUUAAGAUCUUCCAGGCAGAACCACCUACCUCAACAACCUCAACAGGUGCAACGUUGGGAUUGGGGCCCAAGUGCCACCCCAAUAUAUGGCUGAUCAUGAAGACAUCCCCCAUUGCUCCUAGAUCUCGACUGGUACGGAUUGUUCAAAGGGUAUAGGAAGUAUUGUCAUAGAAUCUACAGGACAGAAAAUUUCAGCUGUCCUCUAAGUUUCAAUUACGCAUAUACGCUCAAUAUUCACGACAUUUGCAUGCACUUCGCGAUCUGACUUUACUUUUUUCGCCGCAAGAAUGGACGGACCCCCGCCGCCUCCCCCACCUCAUGGGACUCCCCCAGGAGGUAGGCCACCUCCCAAUGCAAACGGCGGAUACCGCAAAUCGACAGACCUUCCGGAAGGGCCAUAUGAUAUUUUCAUUGUUCCUCCCCAUUCAUCAGGCUCUGGCUUCAUAUACCUACCCUCCCUGCAAUGCCACAGAAACAGCUUUCUGGCAGGAGUUGCGGCCACUUUGGUUGGAGUUGCAGUAUACGUGUGGGUGGUGCCACUUAUGAAAACUUGGGUUUCAACCGUUGCUCAAAGUGGUGACACAAGCGUCUUUUUGAUUGUUAUAGUGGUUGGAGUUGCUAGUUGGGCAUGGGGAAGGUCACAGAUACAUCUCAGCGGAACACCCCCACCGCCCCCACGAGGUAGCCCUAGGUCUCCUCCCUCUCCUCCUCCCCCAGGGGGAGGAGGAGGUCCCCGAGGUCCACAGCACGAACCGCCUCCCUCAUCAGGCCCUAAUCAUAACUCCGGGGGAGGACCCCACUAUCAAAACUUCAAUAGUCAGUACCCAGGGGGAGGCUAUGGGAAUGGCCCUAACCCUGGUGGACAAUACAACGGUGGCCCGUUCCCCGGGAGCCAGUAUCCUGGAGGCCAUCGAUAUACACAAGGAGAGGGAACUCCGGGAUCUAGCGAAUCCCCUCCACCACCUCAACCUCCCCCACCGCCCCAAUCCCCUCCAGACCCACCACCAGCCACACCGCCCAAGCAGCCUCAGAAUGACACUCCCAAACCGAAAGACACAGACUGGGAGAAAGCGAGGGAAGAAACAAAGCGAAAAGAAGACAUAAGACGGAAGAUGGAGGAGUUCCGGAAGAAGAGAGAGGAGGAGGAGAAGGAGAAACAAAGACAACGAGAGAAGGAGGCACGAGAAAGGGAAUUCCGUGAGAGGAAGGAGAAGAGAGAAAAGGAACGGCUUGCUAAGGAAGCUGAGGAAAAGGAGGCUGCAGAGAAAGCUGCCAAAGAAAAAGCAAGGCAAGAAGCUGCUGCUCGGUUCGCCGCUGCUCGAGAGGCGGCUGCUGCCAAGAGAGCUGCAGACAAGGCAGCCGCGGAAAAACUUGCAGCUGAGAAGCUCGCAGCUGAGAAACUUGCGGAAAAACUUGCGGCAGCGAAGUUGAUGGCGGAAAAGUUGGCAGCGGAGAAAUUGGCAGCGGAGAAACUGGCAGCGGAGAAGCUAGCAGCAGAGAAACGAGCAGAAUCGGUAAAGCAGGCACCAUCCCCAAAAACUCCCCCAAGAACGCCUUCUCCGCAGAAAAAACCGCCGCCAUUCCCAUCUGCUAGAACUGAACUUGACGACGACGCAUACUCAUUUCGUCCCUACGAUCGACCCAAGAAACAACCAUCCGCACCCUCGGUAUUCUCAGAGUCAUCAUAUGCACCGUCGCAAUCGACAGCACGAACAACUCCACCCCCCUCUCGACGAGGACCAUAUUCCACCAAAGACCCCGAUAAGAUCAUUAUUUCUGGUGUGUAUGUAUUCAACAACACUUUUAUGAGGACACCCGUUGGACAACUGGUGUCCGGGAAGGGACACGUGACCGAUGGUUUAAUCCUGCGCAUCACGACUGAAGGAAUGUUCGUAGACGAUGAUAUUAGAGGCGUAGCCCAACGCGAAUGGGACAUCAAGGCAUGGACAAUGAAGCUUGUAGAGAGCGCGGAAUUGCGUGGCUUCCACGUCGUUCGUGCAAGCCUCAGAGACCAGGAAGGCAAGAAAUAUGUCUUCGUCUUGCAGGAGACUGAGGCUUGGAAAGUAGCAAUCGGGCUGCAGCGUUUGAAGAAAGGGAGUCAAGUUAGGGCAUUGGGUGUGUGUGGCUUGCCUGCUAACGAGACCAAUGCUGUUCUUGAGAGUCUGGGGUAUAUCGCAAAUUGAUGGUGAUGGUAGUUUUCCAACUGCCCUUCAGGUCAGCGAUCAGAUAACCUCCAGUCGCCACAUCCCUGAAUUCUUGUGUUUGUCACCCUGCGGCUUGUUCAAUUCUUGUGUCUAUUUCCUGUUGUUUUCGAUGAUUUUCUUUCUUCCUUGUUUCAGCCCUUCGCCAGGCACAUCCAUAAUAUGCAUCUUCUCAGGUCAUUUUAGCGAUGGAGUUUAGAGUGCAUAUAUCAUUCAUUCGCUCAGUCAUCCUUUUGUCCUCUGGCGCGCAUUCUCUUUAGAAGACUCCCCUGCUGCAAUAGCCCUUUCCAUGUUUUUAAAGUUACCUGGCGUUUGAUGAUUACCAUUCUCCUCACCACCUAGUCGUCGGUCUUACCUUCCUUUAUCUGUCUUUAAGCGUCCCCAGUUCUGUUUUUGUUUUUUUGUUUUUUUGUUUUUUUGUUUUUUGUUUUUUGUUUUUUUUUUGGUUUUUGGCAUGGAACUCGUUUUUGCCGCCCCGUACAUCUAUGACCUCGAGUUAUGUGUGAACGCAUGUUGCCAUAGACUAAUUUGGUCUGGACAUCAUACGCUGGUGUGUACAGUGCACAUAAUUUUGGAAAUAUUCUAGUUAAUACCUUUGGGAAAUAUUUUUUUUGAUAUUUAUAGUUUUUUAGUCGCACCUAGCUCAUUGACUUCUUUUCUUUUCCUUGACCGUCAAUUAGUCCCCCGCUGGGCUAUAGCAACACGAUUUCUAAUUAUUCCACCCCCAGGAAGCUGAUGCGGAGGAUUCGGUCUUGCCGCGUAACCAUGAAUUUAUUUCGAGGUAUGAUAGCGGAAUCAUUCGGCAGGCGGCGCUAGGACGCCAGCCCAGAUUUUCUGCAACAUUUCAGCCACAAACCUUCCAAAAUGAACACAAACCAGCGCAUCUUCAAACAACCAGAUCCGUGAACAAAUAGGACUGGAACUCGCGUCCAAUCAAUGGCACAUGGAUCGAUACACAGUUGCUUAUUAUGAGCUGUCUGCAUUCUCUAAUCCGGAACCCCUCUUUUCAAGAUGCAGAUUCCAGCCCCCCGCUCAGCAAGCCAUUUCCGUAAAAAAAAAAAAAAAAAAA
Molecule: messenger RNA, 3838 nt
Organism: Blastomyces dermatitidis ER-3
Lineage: Eukaryota; Fungi; Ascomycota; Eurotiomycetes; Onygenales; Ajellomycetaceae
Exons: 4
Coding region: 856-2751 (631 amino acids)
Biological process (GO): chromatin remodeling
Cellular component (GO): Swr1 complex
Molecular function (GO): ATP-dependent H2AZ histone chaperone activity
Source: RefSeq, a predicted model, not a curated record